This is a messenger RNA of Didymodactylos carnosus, 855 nucleotides long. Lineage: Eukaryota; Metazoa; Rotifera; Eurotatoria; Philodinida; Philodinidae. The record is from the annotation of a GenBank genome assembly.
AUGACUGCUACGACUAGCGUUUGGCCGAGAAUAACUCCGGCAUCCACUAUAACCCCCACAGUCAAUCCGGGCCUUGGCUCCGGUAUUGGAACGCCUACCUCUGCCGCAGGUGUAUCGCUAACACCUGUUCCGAGCAAUUUACCAACAAUAUCAAGCAUACCACCAUCUCUACCGGCCGCUCCAACAGGUGGUCUAAUUCUCCCAGGUUCAUCACUUAAUCCACCAACACUUGGAAACAACAUAAAUCUGGUAAACAAUGAUCUAAAUCAUCGACGUUUAAUGCAAUUAGAAGAUGAAAAUAAACGAAGAGCGGUUACUAACAAUCUGAUGAACGAUGUUCAACAAACAACCGCGAUGUUGCUACAUGGACAAAUGGAUGUUCAAGAUCAAAUAUUGCAGUAUCAAUUUAUGUUAGAACAGUGUAUGACUAAUCUUGAUCAUCAAAAUCUUGUACUGAAUCAACAACAAGAAGAAUUGAGUCUUCUAAGAUCAAAAAUGAAACGCGUCGAUUAUAUGUUGGAUGCGCUCAAAUACAAAGGAGCAACAAAUCCAUCAUCAAUGUCUUCUUAUCCACAAUCACCAGCUGUUGCUUGGCAUCAAACAGCUGUUAUGCCUCCACCAUCAUCUCCGCAUUACUCAGGUGGAGCAACAAGAGUCACACCGUCGACAUUUCAACCACGUAAUCCACGUUACAGAUCACCAACACGAUCACAAAGAACUUCUAGACAAUUCUCUACAACAAGUUCAAAUACUGAUAUAGGACGCCGCAUAACUGUUAAUAAUACAUCAAUACCAACAAGUAACAACAAUAGUUUCAGAAGAUUAAAUAAUAACAGUACAACAAUCGGUAGAUAG